AUGCUGAUCCUGACGUGCCCAGCCCAGCUGCAGCGCCUGGAGGGGGCCCUGCGGAGGAGCCUGCCUCUCGCCAUGCCGGUCUACGGGGCUGUGAUGAACAUCAACCGGGGGAAUCCGGGUGAGUUCGAGGUCGUGGUGGACUCAUGGCCCAACUUCAGUGCCGUGCUGGCGCGACGCAGCGGACAGAUGCCAGUGGAUGACUGCUACAGGAGCACACAUGCAGCUUUCUACACGGAUGUGGGCGCCUACCAGGCACUGCUGGAGACCCCCGGCUGCCUGCGCUGGGACACGGCCUUCCAUGUCUUCGGGCUCCAGGAGGGGGUGGCCACAGUGUCACAGGCCAUUGCAGGGACCAAGGGCGUCGAGCUGGAAGUCUCAGAGUACUACACCUACCCACACCCUGACCCCAGCACCAUGCCCGAGCCCCGGCUGGACCCCGCCGUGCGGGUGGGCUCACUGAGCCUGGCACACGUGGAUCUGCUGAACGAGACGUGGACGUAUGGGGGCAACGCGCGCAGCCGGCGGUACCUGGCAGAGGUUCUGGAGCGCUUCCCCAGCAUCUGCCUGCAGGAUGAGACCGGGCAGCCCAUCUCCUGGACCCUGACCGACCCCUUCGGGACAGGGGCCCACGGCUACACCUUGCCCACCCACCGCAACCGCGGCCACAUGCGGGCGGUGCUGGUCCUUGCUGCUCGCCAGGCACAGGCCCGUGGCUUCCCGUUCUUUGGGCACACGGCCACCGGCAACCGGCCCAUGCAGCGGCUGAUGGAGGAGCUGGGCCACCAGCGGCUGCCCGGGCUCUGCCGCUUCAUCCUGCACAACCCUGGCCUGGGCAGGGCUGGACCCUGAGUGUCCCCCCGCCCAGGUUGUCCCCCCUCUGGGCAGGGAAGUCCCCGGGCUGUGGGGUAAGGAAGAAACCGAAACCAAAAUAAAGAGCAGUGUAGACUCUCUGAUGGCUGCUAUAGGGUUGUGCCUCCCUCUGGGUGCCGGUUUUCUCACACCUGGCUCAGCACUGGCCGUUACAGCCGUGACCCAGGCAGCCUGGUGUCACCACUGAGGGACACAGCUGUGUCCCCAGGGAGUCACCCCAUCCCUCUGUGCAGGGACACGCACCACAGCCCUGCCUCUGCUAUUCUCGGCCCCCCCCAGGGAGGGCUGAAAAGCCUCAGGCAAAUCUGCACCGGUGGUGGCACCUGUCGUGUUCCCCCAACCCCGGGAUGGUGUCACCACUGCUGGGGUUGGGGACAGGCAGGCACAGCGCCUGUGGGUCACCAACUGUGUGUCCCAGGAGGAGGGAACGGCUGCACACCGCAGGGGGCAGAGGGGCCAUGGAGCAGCCCCGCCGCAUCACAGACUCCUUCCAGCGGCGGCGGCGGCCGGGGCGACCCCCGGGCAGGGUCAAGGUCAAGGGCUGUCCCCGGGCCCGGCCCCCCGUCGCCCCGCCCGCCGAAGACCCCCCGGC
This is a messenger RNA of Falco peregrinus (peregrine falcon), 1462 nucleotides long. Its product is annotated as glycine N-acyltransferase-like protein 3. The record is from RefSeq and is a predicted model, not a curated record. Bases 1 to 849 code for a protein of 282 amino acids. The transcript has 6 exons. Gene Ontology annotation, cellular component: mitochondrion. Lineage: Eukaryota; Metazoa; Chordata; Aves; Falconiformes; Falconidae. Gene Ontology annotation, molecular function: glycine N-acyltransferase activity.